Molecule: messenger RNA, 1524 nt
Organism: Pisolithus orientalis
Lineage: Eukaryota; Fungi; Basidiomycota; Agaricomycetes; Boletales; Pisolithaceae
Product: UV radiation resistance protein and autophagy-related subunit 14-domain-containing protein
Exons: 6
Coding region: 95-1414 (439 amino acids)
Biological process (GO): SNARE complex assembly
Cellular component (GO): lytic vacuole; endosome
Molecular function (GO): SNARE binding
Source: RefSeq, a predicted model, not a curated record
GGUAAGCUAAACUCGAUAUCCGAUUACCGCUGUUGGACGGGACUGCGACUGCUCUCGACGACGAACGUCAGUGUACAAUGCCAGACGGAGACCAAUGGAGUGCACGAAUUGCGAGUUGAGACAACGUCAGUUUUAUUGUGAGAAUUGCUUGAGGAAUCACCUUCGUGAUUUUCGACGACAAACCCAACAUUUCGCCAAAGAUCGGGAUGAACAGGUCUCUCGUGCAACGCGGGCAUUGCGAAGUGUCGAAGGGGCCCGUGUGUCGCGAGCAGUAUUUGCAGCUGCCCAGCGUAGGGCGGAGGAGCUUGCAGAAGCUUUGGGACAGCUCAGGCGGGAGAACGAAGCCAAACGCGAUCGCGUGCGGCUUAUGCGCGAGAGUGUUGCUGCCCGACGCCGUACGCUCUCAGCAGCACGGCUCUUAUCUACGCCACCACUCGACGGCGCACUAACGCGGGAGACACAAGCAUUGCACGUACUGUCCAAUGCUCUUGCGCGUGCGCGAGGUGGCCUCGUACAGGAGUUGGUUGAGGUGUUCAGCGUAGUUGAAGUUGGGGGCAGGCCAGCUUUAGGAGGUCGCGCGGGCACACGCGGAGAGUGGACCGUUGGUGGACUUGUCUUGCCAGUACCGGGCGACAUUCAACGCUAUCCGUCCGACCACAUCAAUGCGGUUUUGACGUAUACGAUACAUUUCGUGGGCUUACUAGCCUUUUACUUAGGUGUGAAACUACCUUUUGAAAUAACGUGGAGUGGUGGUCGUUUCGGCGUCGGCCAGCCGUGGAUCGGGGCCGGCAGGGGUGGCGAGUCAGGUAGUUGGGCGAAAUGGUCAACGAAACAUCCUUUGCACCUGUCAGCCCCAGGGUCAACGAGGCCCUCGUCGCCGAGUUCGCCUACCGUACAACCCUCUACGCACUACCCUUCCACUUCAGCCAGCGCGUCCUCCGUGAUGUCUGUGUCAACCACACCCGUUUCUGCAAGCGGAUCUCAGCCUCAGUCCUCUUUCACUACAGCGUUCGCAAUGCUGCUAUACAAUGUGUGUUACCUCGCUCAUACCCAAGGCGUCGAAAUUCCCCUUUCGCAGGCGGGAGACGCACUGUCUAAUUUAUGGGCGGUGUGCUGUAGUGGAGAACUGGGCCGCCGCUCGCACGCAACCACACCACUCCUCUCACCACCAACGCCAUCCUCAUUCCCCCUUGACUUCGCUCAGCUUUUGCAAGCAACGACCGCUGUACCUACACGAGGACGGCGCCGACGUCCCAUGCCAGGUAAUUCGCCCGUCGACACAAGCUCGUAUUCACCUGGGACGCCCACUGAUGACCGUGACUGGGGUGUUCUUCCUUCACGACAUCAUAAACGGAUUGUUGAGGAAGAGGGGUGGGAAGUUGUCGAUGAUGAAGCAGAAACAGAGUUCGGUUGACGAAGAAAACGAGUGGUGUCAUUAGAGCAGGGGCCGCGUCGGAGUUCCUGCGUAUUGUCUGCAUUGAAAAGUUACUAGAAUAUCUGGCGUACGAUCUUCUUGUAGCGUAU